ACUAAAAAGAUUCAAUCUUUCGGCUGAAUCUUUGAGAGUUACAACGACACAUCCAGAAGCCCAAACCUGUAAAAGAUAAAUGCGCAGCCUGGUCUUCCUAUGGUAUUUAAGCAAAAGCGGAAGUAUACGACGGAUGAUAGUUUGGCUCCGCUAUUUUUGUGUCUCACGGCUUGAGUCGGAGCGGGUGGUUUUUUCAGGAGGGAAACUUUACAAGGUUUAACGGGAAUUGAGCACGGGUAACUCAUUUCGCUUAAUUAAUAGAGUCACUGCAGCCAUAUAGAAAGGAGUCCACAGAUCAUGUCAGGCAUUGCAUUGAGCCGGCUUGCCCAGGAGCGCAAGGCAUGGCGGAAGGACCAUCCUUUUGGAUUUGUUGCUGUACCAACCAAAAAUCCAGAUGGAACCAUGAAUCUCAUGAAUUGGGAAUGUGCUAUUCCGGGCAAGAAGGGGACUCCAUGGGAAGGAGGCCUUUUCAAACUGCGCAUGUUGUUCAAGGAUGACUAUCCUUCUUCACCUCCAAAAUGUAAAUUUGAGCCUCCACUCUUCCAUCCAAAUGUGUAUCCAUCAGGCACAGUAUGCUUAUCUAUUCUAGAGGAGGAUAAGGACUGGAGACCAGCCAUCACAAUAAAGCAGAUCUUAUUAGGAAUCCAGGAACUCCUAAAUGAGCCAAAUAUCCAGGAUCCAGCCCAAGCAGAGGCUUACACAAUCUACUGCCAAAACAGAGUAGAAUAUGAAAAAAGAGUUCGAGCACAAGCCAAAAAAUUCUCCCCCUCAUAAGGGCGAAGACUCACUCCACUGCGGCAGAAGGAAUGGGUUUAACAUGAAUCACCUCCCCGCUCAGUCUCUCAAUGAAUGUGCUUUUCUCACAUCGAGACUCGCUUAAAGACUGCUAUUUAAACUCCACACAUUCUGUGCCAUCCGCUCUCUUCUGACCUAUCAUUUUUUGUUCUUAAUUGCCGGUUGGCACAUAAUGCUGGGAGGAGAUGGGUGCCUCAGCACCCUGGUCAUUUCUUUUUAAACAUGAAUUGUCUUAUGUGGUGCAAGGGACACACAGCUCAGUACCAUUUUCAAAGACUCCAUGCAAGUUGGAUCAUCAAUGUUCAAUGAUGUCUUUGUUUUAUUUUGCUCUUUCACAGGGUCUAUUCCUUUGUUUCCCCCUUUUAUUUUCCAUAAAUUUAAUGUAAAAUUAGCUUAUUUCAUUGUCAGUAUUUGAACUGCUGUAUAAUGAAUGGCACUUUUAUACUGUUGUAUCUCACUAGUGUCUCUAGAUGGCUCUGUCAAAUUCUUUUUCCCAGGUUUUCUAUUCAGCAUGCUGUAAUAUAUGAUAGAAUCUGCUGCCUUGGCUGUCUUUUUGUUAUCCAGAGUGUUUGCUAUUGAAUAAAUAAAAAUGGCCACAGUGACCGAGGCAGGUAGGCGUACUUCUGUAUCAGACUUUAAGGUUAUAUGGUGCUUUGUUCAUGUAUGUGUUGGCGUAAAUAAAACUUUCUACAA
Molecule: messenger RNA, 1488 nt
Organism: Monopterus albus (swamp eel)
Lineage: Eukaryota; Metazoa; Chordata; Actinopteri; Synbranchiformes; Synbranchidae
Gene: ube2ib
Product: ubiquitin-conjugating enzyme E2Ib
Exons: 7
Coding region: 298-774 (158 amino acids)
Source: RefSeq, a predicted model, not a curated record